AAAACACAUUUUCCAAAAUGGCGUCAUUGGAUGCGAGAAGUGCUUCAGCGUAUCUUGUGAAGUUUCAAAAAGAUGCAAUGUGGCAAAGUACUUCAUGAAAGAUGUCAAAGAAACGCACGGUGUCUACAUGUUGAUGGAUAAGGUGAGAAAUAUAUGUAGCUAGUACACAGAAUGCUAGUAAACAAGGCCUGAUGGGAUUCAUACAGCGAUGAUUCACCAAUUCGCCUGACUGACUAUUCUGGCCUUCUUCAAUAGCUGUAAGCGCACAUUUCAUGACUCAUUCAUUCUCCGUACAUACACGUUGUAGUUCAAGUGUUUAUGUUUCAAUAACAAAGAGAAGUGUCGAUAUGUCGUGCAACUAUAGAGUUUGAACAUUUUUGGACUAUACGCUUUCCAAAAUAUUCGAUUGUCAUCGUCUGCUAUCAAGUAUGGAUGAGAUCAACGGAAAUUCCCCUAGUACGAUAUCGCUAUAGAUGGAUACAUUGAUGAGCUGUAUGUGUGUUCUGAGAAGUAAAACGUAAGGAAAACAAGAAUGGGACAUGUUCAGUCCAAAAAGAAAAAAACCAAAAAAGUCAGUGAUGUAAAUUACAGUACACAGGGAACGCUUACAGGAGAUGUGGAUUCUCUACGUCAAAUUAAGUUCAAUCGCAUGUCAGCGGACAUAGAGCGUCUCUCCCUCAGUAGUGGCUAUCACUCCCGCGAUUCUUUGUUGGGGCCAGACUUCAAACAAAAAACCAUGUCGUUAAAUCGAAAUAACAAUGUCUCAAAGGACUUGAAUCUCAUGAAAGAUUCAUUCAGCUAUGAAAGACUAAAUGUGGAUGAUCAUCCAGCAUUAACGAAAUUACAAAAUGAACAAAAUAGACGUUUAGAAAAAAUGGAAGAACGGAUGUCACAAAUUCGUAUUCAUGCUAUGCAAGAAGCAGAACGUAGAAAGUAUGCUCAUUUAUUUAAGGCAAAAAAGAAAGAAAGUCCCACACGAGAACUGUUAUGUAAGGCGAAGGAUAAAUUGAAACUAAGUACCUGUGAUACCUCCUUGGAUAUUACUUCUAAAAACACCUCCCUUAAUGAAGAGGUGGACAAAGGGGAGAUAAUCCCUGUGACUGUAGCCACAGAGACUCAAAUUGUUGAUGGAGAAGAGAUUGAUCCACCAAACUAUUUACAGAAUCUCCCUGCACUAGGUGCUGUCAAUCUAAAUGACCCCAAAUCAAUAUUUUUCCUGCCCUUUUUAUUUCCAAUUUUCAUCUUCAUGAUCCUUGUACGGAGCGUUUCACAAUCUGAUGUUUGGCAGAGAACUGGCCACACACCUACAAGACAGAAGAAGAGGAAUUAGAAUACUCAGAAUAUAUAUUAUACUCAUAUUGUGCAGUCCCAUAGUUCAUCGGCAUAUACUCAAGGUCGUCACCCAAGGUCGUCACUCAAGGUUAUUACUAAAGUUCAUUAUUCAAGGUCAUCACUCAAUCCAGGAUCAUCACCAAGGCCAAUGUCACCAAUCAAGGUCAUCAAUAUCCCUAAACAUCUCCAAUCCAUGUGAUUAUUAAGUCAUUCUUGAUUAUUUUAAAUUGCACGAAAGAAGUCAUCAGAGUGUACCUAUCCACCUCUGUUGAAGGUCAUAUUUUGUGUGAAGGUCAUCAGUCAGAUUUAACUCUGACAGGUCAUCAGAAAGUGAUCUCUUAUUUUCUACAAUUAUGCAAGCAGUCAUUGAUUUUACAGAUCUAGAAGAUCUCUUUUGGUAGCAUAAACUGACCCAAAUAUGGUCAUAACUGUCCCUUUAGAAUCUAUUAUUGGUGCCAGCUAAAUAAUUUACAUAACUAAUCUUGCUAGGGUGAUUUGUUUCCUUUUUCCCCUUUCUUCAAAAUCAUAUAUAUAUCCACUAUUCAGAAUAAUCAUUGUGAUGAUUUGUACCCUGUAUGCGCAUUUAUGUCACCAACAAUUUCAUUUUUCUGUUCACUAGCUAGAUACAAAAUAUUUAUCCUGAAAUUUACAUGCUGCCAAACCUGCAUUUUAUUUCAAACCAAAUCUGUUAAAAAUGUUUUUAGAUAAUUAGACUAAUGGUGAAUGUUGUUUCUAUAUUUAUACUUCCAUUUGAAAUGGAGUGUUCAUUUCUUAAUUUCUAUUUUCAAAUACUCUCUUUUUCGCAACGCAUUUGACAUCAAAUUCAUUAAGUGUUUAAUUUAUGAUUUGAUCAAUUUUAUUGUCCCCCUUUUCUACCUGCUCACCCACAAUACCCCAAACUCAAAAUAUCUUACUGUGAUUUUCCUGACAUAAAAUAUAUCUUUUUUUUUUCUUAAACAACAUACUUUCUUGUAUCAAGAGUUUACAUUAAUUGAUUUCUGUGUUUAUUGUUUUUGAUUUACUUCCUACAUUUUAUAUGUUACUGAAAUGUCUUAAGUUUUGGCAGGUAAAUCAUUGAUAUA
Molecule: messenger RNA, 2414 nt
Organism: Pecten maximus
Lineage: Eukaryota; Metazoa; Mollusca; Bivalvia; Pectinida; Pectinidae
Exons: 4
Coding region: 533-1330 (265 amino acids)
Source: RefSeq, a predicted model, not a curated record